Pteronotus mesoamericanus is the source of this 1276-nucleotide messenger RNA. RefSeq names its product putative selection and upkeep of intraepithelial T-cells protein 1 homolog. NCBI's taxonomy places the organism in Eukaryota, Metazoa, Chordata, Mammalia, Chiroptera, Mormoopidae. Gene Ontology annotation, molecular function: signaling receptor binding. The coding region runs from base 1 to 1155 and encodes 384 amino acids. Gene Ontology annotation, biological process: T cell receptor signaling pathway; regulation of cytokine production. Gene Ontology annotation, cellular component: external side of plasma membrane. The record is from RefSeq and is a predicted model, not a curated record. The transcript has 8 exons.
AUGGAAUCUACAGGACUCUCUCUCCCCAAACACUUCGUUAUCCUUCUCCUCCUUCAGAGGGUAACACCAAGUUCAGAACAGUUUACAGUGUCUGGCUUACAGGGGAUAAUCUUGGCUCAAUUGGGUGAAGUAGUUGAGCUCAGCUGUCAGCUGUCCCCGCCACAAAACGCAGAACACAUGGAGAUACGCUGGUUCCGGAACCGCUACACACAACCUGUUCACCUAUACAAGAAUGGUAAAGACCUGUAUGGAGAAACUAUCUCCAGGUAUGUAGAGCGGACGGAGCUCCUGAAAGGAGAUAUCAGAGAGGGUAAAGUGACCCUCAGGAUCCUCAACGUCACUGUUGAUGACGAUGGGCAGUACCACUGCUUCUUCAGAGACGGUGAUUUCUAUGAAGAAGCCAUUGAAGAAGUGAAGGUUACAGCUACAAGCUUGCAAGUACAGAUCCUUGUGCAUCCUCCUAAUAUCAGAGGUCUUUUGGUGGAGUGUACCUCAGGAGGUUGGUUCCCAGAGCCUCAAAUGGAAUGGAGAGACAGCAGAGGAGGGGUCAUUCCAGCUGUAUCAAAAUCCCACUCACAGGAUGUGAACAAAUUGUUCAACAUGAAGAUAGCCCUUCUAUUUACACAGAGCUCUCGGGAGAAUAUCACUUGCUACCUUCGAAACCCUAUGACUGGUCAAGAGGAAAGGACAAGCAUCGCCCUGUCAGCUAAAUUGUUUCCAUGGAACACUUUAUGGAUACUGAUUCUGACCAUGAUUCUGGGUUUGCUGCUGCUUUUUAUCAUGGUGCCCAGUGUCGAUUUACAUUACAGGUUGCAAGAACAAACAGAAAGAGUCAGAUGCUGUUCACAGGCUCCUUUAUCUUCCAGAGUCAGUACCAGAGACUCUCGGCCUGUUACCCGAUGCACAGAUUGCAGCUGCAAAAUGAGAGAUCCAAUAACAGUGGGCACAGGAAUAGUACUGCUUUCGCUAACUGUAGUCAUCUCACUCAUUUCCUAUUUGUAUCACAAAAGCAGAGUUCCUCCUUCAGAUCCACAUUUCCAAUUGGAUACUAUAUGGCUGGAAGAUAUAACCGUGAUCCUGUGUGUUCUCACUGUCUUCAUCACCACGAUCAUUUCCUUUAUUUACUUUAGAUUCAGAGGCAUCCUACAACAUUAAGGGAUUAAAAAAGCAUCAAACGACUUAUCUGGAACUAUGGAUGAAGAAAAAGCGGUGGAACAAUAUGCUAAAAGUUCAGAAGCAAAUAACAGUGGCCCUACAAUUUUAUACAUAACCAAGU